CACCUUUACGGCUUUACAAACACAGUUGUUCUGAACGAGAAAUUGAGAAUUGAAAUCCUAAUUAGAAAGAGUGACUGGUUGAGUGGUUGGUAGCUAGCUAGUUUCUUUCCAACAGGUAGUGGCGAUAGGUCUCAUUUAGACUCAGGUCCUACACACCACUCGGCGUGAUGCCGUGAAUUUAGGGGUAAAAGGAAAAUCUUGGAGCACUUGCCGUAAUCCCAAAAGCAACGCAAAAAUGGAGGGGCAGCAAUGGUGGAGGCUCAGGUUCUCCUUCAGGAACGCAACCAUAGUGGUGUGCUUCAUUAACGUAAUCACUGCACUCUUCUUGCUCCAUGGAUUCCUCACUUCUUCCUACACCCGCAACAAACUCUCCUCACCUAAUUCCAACCCAGCUCAAUUGAGUUAUAUUAAGGAAUCUGAGGAGAUUCGUCUUGCUAUGUUACCGUUGGAGUUGAUAAAGAGAGUGAGAGAGAUUGAACAGGAUGUAUACACUGAAUCAGAAACAGCCCAGAAGAAAGACUCGAAGCAGACUGCUGCAGUUGAUCUGUCUAAAAGGUUAAAAGAUAUCCGUUCCUUAAAUGACGCUGCCAGCCUGAAAGCUUUGGAGGAAUGGCGUAGAAGAAAGAUGGAGAGGGCCAGACAAAGACAAAUGGAGAAAAACGGAACAACCUCCUCUCAAGCGUGAGAACUUUAUGACUUAUAGUACAGGAUUUAGCUCCUUUAAAGUGACAACAUUGGAAAGGGGAGAAAGUGAGCUCUUAUUAUAUGCGAGUCCAACUAACUUGAUUCGAAGUUGAUCAGAGACUCAUUUUCUCCCUUUAACAAGAUGAUCACUUUAUGAGAAUCCAAUCCAAUAGUACAAAUGAAGGUUAACAUGUUUACUAAAAUGUGACAAAUAGUAAUGAUUAGUGCACACACUGUAUAGCAACAAUCAUAAGCCGGUGCUGAGUAUUAUCAUUAUAGCUGACUUCUGUUGUAAAUGCUAUUUCCUCUAAGACACAGUUUGGUUGUGCAUUGCUUGAUACCCUAUGGUUCAUCAUCUACUUUUUA
Messenger RNA from Arachis ipaensis, 1050 nucleotides. RefSeq lists its product as uncharacterized. NCBI's taxonomy places the organism in Eukaryota, Viridiplantae, Streptophyta, Magnoliopsida, Fabales, Fabaceae. The record is from RefSeq and is a predicted model, not a curated record.